Molecule: messenger RNA, 2887 nt
Organism: Gastrolobium bilobum
Lineage: Eukaryota; Viridiplantae; Streptophyta; Magnoliopsida; Fabales; Fabaceae
Exons: 10
Coding region: 1354-1839 (161 amino acids)
Source: RefSeq, a predicted model, not a curated record
ACGGAGCCCCUUAAUAAAGUUACAGCUGCCUUCACCCCUCUACGCAUAGAACUGUUAGGGUUUCAGAGAGUUGAAGAAAGGUGCCAUUUCAUUUUUCUAUCAAUCAUUUAGAUAAGUACUUGUAAGAUGAUAUGAUGUUCGGAAGAAUUGCAUCUGUUGCUACUUCAUUCUACUCAGAUCGAUCCACGAGCGAGGCAACAGUACCCAGUUCAUGGAUCAUUGUUUCAGGUCUCGUCAGAUGGAAAUCGUUAAUGAUGUCUUAUAUUUCCUCGCCUUUUCUGUUAUGCUUUGCUCUAUUGUUAGUCCUGAUGAUGGGUCAGUGUAGAUCUUCAACGACCGUGAUUUCCUUGAUUAAACACAGGUUGUUUCAUUGCAUUACGGCAGAAAUUUUGGGUUAAAAAGAGGGACCAAAAGGGUUUUCAUCCAUCCCGAUAGUGUGAUGGCACUGAGAAAUGCUGCACCCAUCUCUAAUCUGUCAAGAUGGAAGUUAAAUGCUGUUGUCCAAGCUGUUCUUGAUGAGACAUCAUUUAAACAUGUAUCACAAAUAAAAGGAGAGGGAUCUCACUUCCAUCUUCUAGAUGCUGUGCUUCCUUUCUAUAACCGUGAUUCAUACUCCUUUGUCUUCAACAACAUUUCUCUCCACUUUGGACUCUUCGAAAUAUUGUUUCUACUAGGCUUGCCUAUAAUAGGCAAACCUGUAACCGGCUCCGAUGUUUCUGUCAUUGAAGUUUGUAUAAAGUAUUUGGGAACAUCAUCCGGGUUGAUGGAAACAACAAUAAGAGCUAGACCUCAGAAAAAGGCUCCAUACGACUAAAGUGGUUGAGGGAAACAUUUGAAGAAGUUCCUGUUGGUAUUUCCCCCGGGUCAGAAGAGUUUAAUUACUAUGUUAGGGCAUACCUACUUUAUGUUAUAGGAUCAUUGAUUUGCCCUACUGCCCAUUGUGUUGAUGUCAUAUAUCUUACUCUCCUAGAGGGGAGCUGCCUUUUUGGCCAAUAUGCAUCAGUGCCUGAGGGAAGUAACCAUUGAUAGACACAAAAGAAAUUCUAUAAAUUUUCCAUCGUCGGUUUUGGAGAUUUUCUUUUAUGAGUACAUAAACCCAGCCUUCGGCUUCUUACUUUCAAGGCUGGGCUGUCUGAAACUGAAGAUGUGAUUCUUUCAACAAACUUUGUUUCCCCGUCAUUUCCGCUAAUAAAUGGUUGGUAUGAAAAGUUGCGAACAACAACUUUCAAUGCCAAAGGCAAGCCCAAGCGCAUCACAUAUGAAUUUUUUUUUCAUAACCUCCAGGACAAUCAAAUUCAGUGGGAUGCAUUUUCAAGGAAGAUUGACAUUCUUCCUGCUCAUCUUGCAGCUCAAAUGCAUUUUGGAUAUAGCAGGACAGUUGUAAUAUGCUAUCAAAAAAUAGCUUAUAACUGUCCUGAUCAAAGUCCAAAUCAAUACAGGACGUAUGAUGAGAAUCCCACUUGCUUCAACUGGCCACUCCCUCCCCAAAAGCCUAGUCAGAAAAAUAGAAAAGGUCCACGUACAAAUAAUUGGCGGACUGAGUUCAAAGAGGAGGUGGAAGCUUGGGAAUCCCAUGACAGAAGAUGCAUUUUUCAUGAUGAUCUUCAAGGAUGCCCCAAUAUGUUUCCUACUGAGAUUGUAAAUGAUAAUAACCCCGAAGAAGAGGAGAAUAAUGCAGCUCGAGCUUGUCUUGAUAGUGGAGAAGCUUCAAGAAUUACGCUCCAUAAGGAUACAAAAGUUGAAAAAGCAAGAGGAGGUUUGUCCAGCAUGAGAUUCCCCACCAGGUGUACAACCAAAACCACCACCAGGCAUGUCCCAGUCAACACCUUUGCAAGCUGACAUCUUCAUCUCAAAGAUUUCCAACAAUAGUACUUCAUCUACCGUUCUUGCUGGCGGACUACUGAGAGAAGUUUUUAUCAAUUUUAUUAAAUUAUAAAAAAAUUAAAUAAAUAUAUAUUUUUUUAAAAAUUAAACAAAUAUAACAUUAAAAUAAACAAAAGCCCCAAAUUAACCCCCCUUAUCGAACCCCAAAAUAAACAAAAGCCCCAAAAUAAACAAAAAUUUGGGGUAGCAGUAUUACCGCUACGGUGAAGUAUUAAUUUCACAUAUAUUAUACUAACAAUCAAGGAACGAGUCAAUAUCGCUUUUAGUAUUAAUGCUCAAAGAUAAGAAGUCACACAAAAUCAACACAUAAUUCCACAAUUAAUGUCAAAUACAAGGAACAUAAAGGAAAGAUCCAAAAUUAAACACAACUGAACAAUAAAAUUGUCAAAUAGUCAAGUACAAGAAGUGAACUAAUAAAGAAAAUCGUCAUCAUCUCCGGAUUCUCCAUCAAAUUCCAACAUGGGAGUCUAUUUGACAAUUUUAUUGUUCAGUUGUGUUUAAUUUUGGAUCCUUCCUUUAUGUUCCUUGUAUUUGACAUUGAUUGUGGAAUUAUGUGUUUGAUUUUGUGUGACUUCUUAUGUUUGAGCAUUAAUAUUAAAAGCGGUAUUGCCUCGUUUCUUGAUUGUUAGUUAUAAUAUAUGUGGAAUUAAUACUUCACCGUAGCGGUAAUACCGCUACGCCGCUACCUUCCGCUGCGACCAAUGUCGUGUAGCGUCGCAGUUUGUAGCGGCCGACCGCCGCUACCCGCUACGGUAGCGGUUUAGCAUCGCUACGGGCCGCUGCUGACAACCUAGGCUGGAGCAGCUGCAUUUGUGGUGGUAUGCAUCGUUGGUCUUCAUGUUAUGCUCACUCUUUGGGAUGCCAAUACAGUACCAUUAUAGUCUUUAUGUUAUGCUCACUCUUUGGGAUGCCAAUACAGUACCAUUGUAAUAACAUUGAGUAUCAAUGAAGUGCUGUGAUAUGCAUCGUUGGUGUUGGUCUUUAUGUUAUGCUCCCUCUUUGU